AUGGCACUUGAAGCUCUAAACUCUCCGGCAACCACCACCACCACAACACCACCGCCACAACCACCACUUUCCACCCACUACAACUUUCCGACCACCACUCACCCAUCAGAACCACCAUACCCCACUGAAGAAGAAUACAUAGCUUUUUGCCUCUUAUUACUCUCACGCGGCAGCGCCGCCACCACCACCACCACAACCACCGCCACGUCGCCAUCACUUGUUUCUUACAAAUGUAAUAUUUGCUAUAAAGAAUUUUCUUCUUACCAGGCACUUGGUGGCCAUACAGGAACUCACCGGAAAAAAGUCUCCGCCGGCAACCACCGUCACCCAUCUACCUCCGCCGCCCCCACCACCACCACUUUCUCUUCUUUGAUGGCUAGUUUCAGGACCCACGAGUGUUCCAUCUGCUACCGGACUUUUCCUACCGGCCAAGCACUCGGUGGUCACAAACGGCGACAUUAUGAAGGCAAAAUCUCCCGCACCGGAAACUUGGGAUUUUACUAA
Erigeron canadensis is the source of this 504-nucleotide messenger RNA. Its product is annotated as zinc finger protein ZAT10-like. Lineage: Eukaryota; Viridiplantae; Streptophyta; Magnoliopsida; Asterales; Asteraceae. The coding region runs from base 1 to 504 and encodes 167 amino acids. Gene Ontology annotation, molecular function: DNA-binding transcription factor activity. The record is from RefSeq and is a predicted model, not a curated record. The transcript has a single exon.